Molecule: messenger RNA, 5234 nt
Organism: Pipra filicauda (Wire-tailed manakin)
Lineage: Eukaryota; Metazoa; Chordata; Aves; Passeriformes; Pipridae
Gene: HTR1E
Product: 5-hydroxytryptamine receptor 1E
Exons: 4
Coding region: 2965-4059 (364 amino acids)
Biological process (GO): G protein-coupled receptor signaling pathway, coupled to cyclic nucleotide second messenger; chemical synaptic transmission
Cellular component (GO): dendrite; plasma membrane
Molecular function (GO): G protein-coupled serotonin receptor activity; neurotransmitter receptor activity
Source: RefSeq, a predicted model, not a curated record
GGUUAAUGGUUGGAAUCGAUGAUUUUAGAGGGCUUUUCCAACUAAACUAUUCUGUGAUUGCCACAGCUGGACAACAUCCAGCUUCAGCCCAUGGGGCCUCCAGAAGGGUUACUAAGCUGGAUGCUUUUUAAGAGCUCCCAAAAAUGUUUGUGUUCAGCAGGGAAGCUCUGCUGUCUCUGCAAAAGCAGAGGGCUCCCACAGAGAUGUUUGCUACUGGCUGUUAUGUUAUACAGGCAGUCCAGUUGUCAUAGGGUCUUAGAUGAAAAUGAAAAGGCAUGUUUAAAUCUAGUUGUGCUGAAUAACUUGAUUAGUUGAAGCAUUUAUGAUAAUUGUAUUGAAACCCUCAUUUUCAUUGAUGGGGUUGUUUUUGCAAAUUAUUAACAAUUACAGGUCACCCUUGAGAUGAAAGCAUCUUAAACCUUGUUCUAAAAGCUUUUAAAAAGUAAUUCAUAUCUUAUUUACUCUGUCACCAGAUCAUUUAAUGUGCUAAUGCACUGGGAAUGUCGAGCUGUGCUGAUAAGAGCAGAGUUUUCCUUCUGUUCGUUUUUAUUCCUAUGUAAAUAUAAUUAAGGCAAGAAGUGUCUUAGGGGCGCCCGAUCACAUGCAUCAAAUUAGCUCCCUUUUUGCCUUGUAAGGCCAACACACACAGAAUUGCAAGGUUUCUGGGAAAGAGCCAUGGCUUAGGGCAGCACCUUACAUAUUCGGCCUCUGAGCCCUCACCUAUGCUGGCUCUAUGCAGGGAAUCCUCAAGGGUCAUUCACUGGGAACUAAAUACCUGUCUCAUCUUCAGCAUGGCAACAGACCCAGCAAGUACCUCUGGAAAUACUGUCAUAUUUCAUGUUAGGUUGGUGCUUAAGGUGUUCUGAAUUUAGGUUUGUAUUGAAGCAAGACUCCAGCAAACAUCGAGUCUUGGGAAAACUGGAAUUGAGGAAUUUUGGAGUGAUUCUUCCAAAAUUUGCGGGGAAAUGGAAAUCUUUUCACUAUCUGCUGAAAGCUUUGUAUUAGAUCUGUGAAAAAAGGUAUGGAGUGAUAUAAAGAGCUCAUGCAUCUGCAUAUCUGAGAACAGGAGCCAACAUGCUCCAGCAAAGCUUUAAUGUAUCACAGGGAAGAGUACAUCAGGGCACACUGAAAACAUCCAAGAUACAGGGGAGGACAAUCUUUGGGCAGAGUUAUAUCUUUAGGAUAAAGUUUGAAAUUUGGUAAUUAUUCUCUAAAGCACCACAAGGAACUAGCAGUAUUCAGUGGGGAUGAGGUAAAGAUAACUUCAUCCAUCUGCUGGAGGCUUCAGUUUCUCAGAGACCAGGCUCUCUGAUAAAGGGUGACUUGAUCCCAGACUACCUAGCGAGCAGUCAUUUGAGUUAGUCACCAUACAGACAGAGUAAUUUAGGCAGUGGUCUAUGCAUGUUGAUGACCCCUACAAACCAGACUGAUUUUGAUUUAGUGGCCAAGAGUGGUUUCAGAUGCUUGAUAUAAGACCUUUUCAGAUAAGGAGCCUAUUGUGACUUGGUCAAACCACUCCAUCACUACACUAUAUAAUUUGAAGCAUAUAAUUUGACACUAUGUAAUCCAUCAGAGUUCAUCUAUCUCAACUGAAAUGACUUUGUACAUGAAUAUAUGAAAUUCUAAUGCUGUCCCAUUUUCCAGUUCCCAUAAAUUAAAUGUGUUCAGUAGAAGACUGAGAACGUAUAAGAUCAUCUCUCUGCCCUUUUACAUUGACAAAGGUUGUAGCAGACUACAACUGAAAAGUAGUCAUUACUUUAGUCACAAAAGACCCUAGAGUGAACACAAUACAAAAAGAGAAUUAAUAGUAUGUUACCUGUGUACGAUGGGACUGCAGACAGACACUGAAGUGUCAAUAACUUGAAGUGAGAGUGGCUGCUGUUGUUGCCUUUUUUUUUUUCUUCAAACUACUCCAACAUCCUGUGCCAAAUAAUUUUGACAGCUUUCAGCUACGAGGGAAUACAUAGGCAAAAUUUACUGCUAUAAACAUAUAUUUAGGAGGAGGAUGGAGUAAUUUUCUGUGCUAACCACUGUGCCGUCAGUACACUGUUGAAUUGUGAGUGUUUACUGCAUGAUGUGCAUAGUGUCUGAAAAAACAUUGUUUUUUCGUUUCUGUUUACAUGGCUUUUUCUACACUAGUUUCACCAUUUUAGCAAAAUAUCAAAUACAAUUGUCUUUCCUAGGUUUCAGCUGAGAGAUCGACCGGAAUAGCCAGUCAAUAUAACAAUGCUCACAAGGAUGCAGGGAUGAAGAUAAGACAAACCAUAGUAAGCUUGGUAGUAUAGCAGCAUCAUUAACCUUUUUUUUUUUCCUGCACUAUAUUUUUCACAGACAAGAGCGUUAGUAAUUUUAACUUUGAUUGAGAACUGCUAUUAUCCACUCACAGCAUGUGGGAGCAAACAGGCACUUGGAUAAAUCACAAAAAAAGAAAACCACUUAGCAUGCUGCUUCCCUCAAAAACACUUUUUCUGAAGGUAUAAAGCUGAGUGCUGCAGGGAGAGCAUGUGUGAAGAGAGAAGCAAGGCUACAACAGCCCAAGGAAGCAUGCUCAAGGUCAGCCUCUCUCACAGAAGACUGGGAGGUCACGUUUGAUUUAGAAGAAAUCGUGAAGAUGAUUUUCCUGAGUGACAUAACUGCAGCCAUUAGCAAACUUAUCCAAGAGCAAUCAUCCAUUAAAGGCACUCAGCCCUGGGGUGCAUUUGCCACCCUUCAGCACUGGAUGAAGCAGGCAGUGACUCCACCAGCAUGAGUAUGCCAGAGGUCUUCUUCUCUACACCCAGUGCUGCUCCAGCAGAUUGCUAGGAAAACAAUGAAUAGGAGGAAACCUGGAAGCUUUUUGCUGCUUUGUUGAAUAUGGGAUUAUAAAAAAAAAUUGCACCUGGAACAUCUCUCUAAAUGGAUGACUUCUGAACCUGCAACCCUUCAUUACCUGAAGCAGCACCUUCUUGCAUCCUGGAGGAGAAAAUGAAUUUCACAAAUUGCACCACUGAAGCCAGUGGGGCUGCAAAGCCAAAAACAGUAACUGAAAAGAUGCUUGUUACCCUGACCUUGGCCACAAUCACAACCUUGACUAUGCUGCUGAAUUCUGCUGUAAUUGCAGCAAUCUCCACAACCAAGAAGCUCCACCAGCCGGCAAAUUAUCUCAUAUGUUCACUAGCUGUGACAGAUCUCCUUGUUGCUGUUCUCGUCAUGCCCUUGAGCAUCACUUACAUAAUGAUAGAUAAAUGGACUUUGGGAUACUUCAUCUGUGAGAUCUGGCUUAGCGUCGACAUGACCUGUUGCACAUGUUCAAUCCUUCAUCUGUGUGUCAUUGCAUUGGACAGGUACUGGGCAAUCACAGACGCUAUCGAAUACGCCAGGAAAAGAACGGCAAAGAGAGCUGGGCUGAUGAUAGUCACCGUGUGGGCUAUCUCCAUUUUCAUAUCAAUGCCCCCUUUGUUUUGGAGAAAUCACCACAGCAUCAAUAUUCCCAGCGAGUGUCGCAUUCAGCACGAUCAUGUAAUCUACACUAUUUAUUCCACAUUUGGGGCAUUUUACAUACCCUUGACUUUGAUCCUGAUCCUGUACUACAGAAUUUACCACGCUGCAAAGAGCCUUUACCAAAAGCGGGGUUCAAGCCGCCACCUCAGCAACAGGAGCACAGACAGCCAAAACUCUUUUGCCAGCUGCAAGCUCACACAGACAUUCUGCGUCUCGGACUUUUCCACGUCUGACCCGACCACAGAGUUUGAUAAAAUCAACGCAUCCGUGAGGAUCCCACCUUUCGAGAAUGACUUGGACCUGGCUGGCGACCGGCAGCAGAUCUCCACGACAAGGGAACGAAAGGCUGCUCGCAUUUUGGGGCUGAUUUUAGGUGCUUUCAUUUUGUCCUGGUUGCCCUUUUUCAUCAAGGAACUGCUUGUGGGCCUCCACAUUUGCACUGUCUCUCCAGAAGUAGCGGACUUCUUGACCUGGCUUGGAUAUGUCAACUCCCUCAUCAACCCUUUGCUGUACACGAGCUUCAACGAGGAUUUCAAGCUGGCCUUUAGAAAGCUUAUCAGGUGUCGGGAACAUACAUAAAAAUACUGGGAGAUGAUGAUGCUGACAUGACUCCUAGCCUUAAAAUUGAGCAAAAUAAUUUGACUUUGUCACCAUUUCCCUUGAUAAAAGGGAUUUUUGUGUUUGCCUAUUUGCUUGACUUAUUGUCAGCCUGUAAUUCAUUAUGCUGUUUUUUUAAUCUCUAGUGUUAUUCAUGGUAAAGGGUUUGAAAUAAAUUUAUUCUACAAAGGAAAAGAUUUUUUAGAAAUGAAACAACAAAAGAGAUAUUAUUACUAUUAGAUACUGAUGUUUAAGACAUUUUUGUAAUCAAUGAUUCAAGAAGCAAACAACGGUAUUCACUUUUAUACUUUUUCCAUUUAAGAAUCAAACAUCUAAAUUGUCAUGCACUGUAAAACUGAACCCCAUAAAUACAUAUUCAAAAAUUAAUAAACACUUCAUGAUCAUGACAGCUAAACAACAAAUCUUUACUUUGAAUGGCAUUCUGUAACAGCCACUUAGAAGGGAAAUUACCACCAUUUCCACUUUGGGCUGUAGCAGAAUAAACUAUUCCUUUCUUCAGGAAUACACUCCCAAAACAGAAAGCAAAGUUCAGUUCAUUGCAUCCGAAAAUUAAUCUCAUUUUUUAUUCCAAAGCAAUUGUUUAGGUGACUGUCUUCAUAUAAUAUUCCAGAUUUAUCUGAAAAGAGUUGGGCAGACACCUCUGCAGUUUGUUUGGGAAUUGAGAGGAUGCAGCUAGCAAGUGUCACACUUGUGAAACUAAUUGCACAUCUGACUGGUCACACAUUUAAUACCACUAACCUUAUUUCUUCAGACCUUGUAUUUUGGCCGGUUCUGGAAUGAUAUUAUUCACUUGUGUCACACUUCACCUGGGCCUUGUAGUGAACAACCCCAUGUAUUGAUUGAUCUUACCCCACUGACUUAAACAACUGGAAAUCUUUUCUAGCUAACAUUAAUACCUAAAAAGAGGGAAAAAUUAAUCUCAGUCACUGAAAAUGUUUUUUAGUGAGGAAGCACAGAGAUCCCGUAUGGUUUUUCCUUUUUGCAGCUUGUUGGAGGUGGAAACUGUUGAUUGAAACUGGGGAAGUGUGUUCUUAUCCUGCCUAUCUCUAAAGCUUCCAAAGCAGCUCCCCAGAGUACCUAUGCUGUUAAGGAAAAAAAAAAUAGCUGGGAAUUAAAAUAAAAUGUAGUAUUGUUAA